AUGACCGAGGCGAGCUCCGUGCUGAACCAGACGCACGGAGAAGACCUGGACGUGAACACGGACGUGUACUCCAAAGUGGUCCUGACGAUCAUUUACGUGGCGCUAUUUGUCGUGGGUUCUCUGGGGAACUCGUUCACGCUGUGGACACUGUUCACUAAGAAGAGCAUGCAGAACCUGCAGAGCACCGUGCACUACCACCUGGCGAGCCUGGCCGUGUCCGACCUGCUCAUCCUGGUGCUGGCCAUGCCCAUAGAGCUCUAUAGCUUCAUCUGGUUCCACCACCCGUGGGUGUUCGGGGACGCCGUGUGCCGCGGGUACUACUUCCUCCGGGACGGCUGCUCCUACGCCACUGCGCUGAACAUCACGAGCCUCAGCGUGGAGCGCUACAUGGCGAUCUGCCACCCGUUUAAAGCCAAGAGCAUCAUGUCCCGGAGCCGCACCAAGAAACUCAUCAGUGGCAUGUGGCUCGCGUCUUUCGCGCUGGCCACGCCGAUGCUCGUGGUCAUGGGGCAGGAGACGACCUCAGGAGAGAAGCUGUGCACUCCCAUCGUGUCCAUGGUCACCCUCAAGGCCGUGCUACAGGUGAAUGCGUUCCUGUCCUUCGUCGUUCCCAUGGUCACUAUCUCCGCCCUGAACGGAGUCAUAGCCAAUCAGCUGCAGCGGAUGUUCAAGGAGGCCGAGCAGGAGAACCGCAUGUGCAUCAUCGGAGGAAAUCCCACAAUGCUUAGCGUGAGUGUAGAGCCCAACCGAGCCCAGUCCCUGCGCCAUGGAGUCCUCGUGCUGAGAGUGGUGGUCAUCGCGUUCGUGGUUUGCUGGUUGCCGUAUCACGUGCGUCGUCUCAUGUUCUGCUACGCCGAAGACCUGUUUGACUUCUACCACUACUUCUACAUGUUGACCAACACUUUGUUCUACGUCAGCUCCGCCAUCAACCCCAUCCUCUACAACCUCGUGAGCGCCACCUACAGGCAGAUCUUUGUGUCCACGCUGCGCUACGUGUGCGUGCCGUGUCGCCGCCCGCCCAGGAGGAAGCCCCGCCCACUCACACGCCACUCCAUCUCCAUCUCCAGCAACCACACGCUGUCCACCAAUACGAUAAAAGAGACUGUGUACUGA
Messenger RNA from Periophthalmus magnuspinnatus, 1113 nucleotides. It is a transcript of the gene ntsr1, whose product is annotated as neurotensin receptor 1 (high affinity). Gene Ontology annotation, molecular function: G protein-coupled neurotensin receptor activity. Lineage: Eukaryota; Metazoa; Chordata; Actinopteri; Gobiiformes; Gobiidae. Gene Ontology annotation, biological process: neuropeptide signaling pathway. Gene Ontology annotation, cellular component: plasma membrane. The coding region runs from base 1 to 1113 and encodes 370 amino acids. The transcript is spliced from 4 exons. The record is from RefSeq and is a predicted model, not a curated record.